AUGGAGCUGAAGAGAGGAAAGACUUUCAUCAAAUCCAGCUUUCACAUUUCUCAUGAGAAGUCCCCAGGCCCAGCAGCAACUGCCCCAGCCUGGGACGAUGCAGACCCCUGGUCAGUCUCACCUGGAGGGCAGCAGCAGAUCCAUGGUGAAAGAGGCCCACAAGCCAGUCUUAAUACCCACGGAUAUAACAUAUACUCCAAAAAGGGAGCACAGCCAGAGCCUGAGGGUGGUGCCACAGACCUCUGUGGUGCCACCUUCAAAUUGGUAUGGAAGAGCAAGACUCACAACAGUGUGCCUGGGGCUGGCAGGAUGGUCGCAGCCACAAGGCAACUGGUAGGCAGCACGAGCUUCCCAGGGCCCUCUGGCAGCCAGCGCAUUAUUGAUUACCGCCACUUUGUGCCCCAAAUGCCUUUUGUGCCAGCCGUGGCUAAGAGCAUCCCAAGGAAGAGGAUUUCCCUGAAACGACCCAAGAAGUGCUUUCGGAACCUAUUCCACAUUCAUAGAAACAAGACUGAGAACUUGGCUUCACUGGAAACCAGGGGAAAGAGCCUGCCUUCCCCCAGAAUCCCAUCAAAGGCUGGAGGGCAGCGAGGCAAAGCCUUUUUCCCCUUGGGUGAGGGACUGGGGCUGGAUGGCUUGUGCCAGGACCUAUCUGACAGUGAGUUCCUGCCUGACUCCUCUUUCGACUUCUGCAGGGCCCUGUGUGAGGACGUGGCUUCACUUAAGAGCUUUGACUCACUCACAGGCUGCGGGGAGAUCUUUGCGGAUGAAAGCUCAGUGCCAUUCCUGGAGCUGAAUGAGGGCUUGGAGAGCUCAGCCAAGUCAUCGCAGGCCCUUGAGAGCAAGGUUUCUAGUGGCCCCUUCCAGGGCAGCAUGGAGAAGCUGGUGUCUCCUUCCCAGGAUGACAUGUCUGGCUUUGCCAAGUUCUGGGAUAGUGUGAAUCACUCUGUGAGGCAACAACAACACACCCAACUGAGCCCUCAGGGAACGGAUACAGCCCAACCUGGGCUUGAUUCAGCUGGGCUCAUUGAGUUCCCUCUGUGUCCCUGCAGGGACCUCUUCAGUGGCUCCAAAGCCAGCUCCAUAAACACAGGCACCACCAGGAGCGAGCAGCCAGAAUCUGUGUCCACAAGUGACGAGGGCUACUACGAUGCCUUUUCAUCUAGCCUUGAGGAGGAUAGGAAGGAAGCCAUGAGCCCAGGCACCCCUGCAGCUGCCUUCCCUCGGGAGAGCUAUAGUGGAGAUGCCCUCUAUGAGCUUUUCUGUGACCCUAGUGAGGGUCCUGUUGGCCUUGAUGAUGACCUGUGCGUGUCUGAGAGUCUCUCAGAGCCAGCACUGGGAAUGCCACUGUCUAUUUGCAGCUUCCACAUGGGGGCAGAGGAAGACUUGGCCUCGGGACCAAGCCCAGACCUGCUCAGCCAGGGUUUCUUGCAGAGCUCCUGGAAGGGCAAGGAGUGCCUGCUGAAGCUCUGUGACACUGAACUCACCGUCACCAUGGGUAUUAUCAACUGGCUUCGCCGUAGUCCUGAGCUCCAUGCUCCUCCUAUCUCAACCCCUGGGGAUCCUGCAACCCCAUUCAGGGGAUUGGUGGAGAAUCUGGGAGCUGGCUCUGAGAAGAAAGGUCCAGGUCUAGUGAAGCUGGAGGUCAGGGGGGCCCAUGCCUCAGAUGCAGGUGGGAUCACAGUAAGCUGACCUAGUAGGCAGGAGCUGUGGGCACAUUUGGGUACCAGAGUUGCAGCGCUACAGAUCCACCCAGACUGCAAGCCUUAUUCUGUGCAGCCCCCAAGGCAGGACACAAGCAGUAGGCUCUGUAGGCAGCCUCAGGCCAGGGACAUUACCAUUUCACAGCAGAAACCGUCUAACAGCUUUCCUGGAGUGGCUGCCAUCUGUAGCCUGCCCUCCUUGACCAGCCCACUCCACAGCCCACAGGAUCAAAAGUGCCCAGGCCUUUUCCUGGACAUAAGCCAGCUCAGGAUGGAGCUCACCAGGCUGGAUGCUCAGGCCCAUGCCUCAGUGGAGGAGUACUUGUAG
Messenger RNA from Myotis lucifugus (little brown bat), 2031 nucleotides. RefSeq names its product APC membrane recruitment protein 3 (gene AMER3). Gene Ontology annotation, cellular component: plasma membrane. Gene Ontology annotation, biological process: regulation of canonical Wnt signaling pathway. Lineage: Eukaryota; Metazoa; Chordata; Mammalia; Chiroptera; Vespertilionidae. Gene Ontology annotation, molecular function: beta-catenin binding; phosphatidylinositol-4,5-bisphosphate binding. The record is from RefSeq and is a predicted model, not a curated record.